AUGAGCUCUUUGGUCAAAUAAACCUGAUUCCUGUGGUUAAAUACUUACAGAAGGUUAGUUUGACCCGAGUGAGCCUCCAUACCUGACACAUGAAACAUGCCUCCUGAAACAAAGGGCGGAUCCACGCCGCGCAGGGUGGCGCUCAGGCCUCCGCUGACUCGUCGAUCACUCCGUCAGCGCGCUCUCUGAUUGGCUGUGUGCAGCUGUUCACGUGAACCUGGCGUGGGUUUCGCUGCAGGGAGACAAAAGUGUGCAACGAGUUUAAAAUGUGAGGAGACAGGAGCUCGAGACCAGAGCGGCCACACCGACACCAUCAACACCGGAGCGAUGGUUCCCACACACCGGAGAGCUGCCGCGUGACGUCAACGGAGAAUAACCGUCCAGGUGACUCCAGGUGUCUCCAGGUCCAGUGCACUGUUCCUGUUUCCUCCCGAGCCCAUCAUGCCUAUCGACAUGGCAUUACCUCUGUACCUGUCCAAAGAGGAGUUUGUCUACAGGACAUCUCCUAAAACAUGCAAACCUGCCCUGAACUCCUGCCUGAGGUUCCAGCCCUCGCCCUGCGUGGAGCAGAUGGAGCCCACGGAUGGAAGGUCCUCCAGAAAAGACUCGAGAAAAGCCAAGAAGCAGGUGACGUUUGCCGACCACAAGGGGCUGUCUCUAACCAGAGUGAAGCUCUUCUCCCAGUUCACCGAUCCCAUCGAUAUUCCCGUGAACAUCCAGGAGAUGCUCAGCUCUGCUCUGUCUCUGACGGCUGAGGAGGACAAACUGGUGCUGGACUUCACUCAGCCCUCCUCAGACUACCUGCACUUCCGUCAGAGCCUGGAGAAGAACUUUGUCUGUCUGGAGUACUGCAUGUUGAAGGAGAAGUCCUUGGCGGGAACCGUUAAAGUCAAAAACGUGUCCUUUGAGAAGUCUGUGAAGCUGCGGGUGACGUUCGACAGCUGGAGGAGCCACACGGACGUAGACUGUGAGUACAUGAAGGACACGUAUCCCAGCUCGUACAGCGACACCUUCUCCUUCACCGUGUCUCUGCCGGAUCAGCUGAUGCCUCAUGAGCGGGUCGAGUUCGCCGUCUGUUACAAGGUUGAUGGACGUGAGUACUGGGACAGCAAUGAUGGGAGCAACUACAGGAUCAUCUGGUCCUCCAUGAAGAGGAGCCAGCAGAGCGCCUGCAGCCGCCACUCUGACUUUGGGAUUCAUUUUGACCGAUACGGCAGCCCCACCUGCUCACACGGGAUCUUCCCUGAUUGGUCGAGUUACGCAGGAUAUGAGAAUAGCGGCCCGUACUACUGAACAGGAAGUUUGUGGUGUUUACAUCCCACGUUGAGCUUCUGUUGAUGUUGCACAUCACACACCUGCUGACUCGCCAAAAUGUGGACGAACUUCUGAAUUAUUUUUGUCUUUGUGUCAGGGGUUACCUGGGGUUACCUCAACGCGAAAAUAUUAUGUAACCUUCCUGUUUCUGUUAUGUCAUUGCUGCUUGACCUGCUAAUGGUUCUUUUCAUUUUCAGUUCAUCAUUUUAUUAAUUUCUUCAUUUAUUCCAAGUCUUCAGAGAUCCUGUUUUGUGCAAGCAGAGGUCCAAAACUCACAUAUUCAAUUUAUUGUGAUAUAAAACAGAGAAAAACUGAAUAUGUUUGGCAUUUUUGACUUUACAAAAAGAAAGAAAAAGAAACCAUAAAUAAAUGAUUAAAUAGUUGCAAAUUAA
This is a messenger RNA of Epinephelus fuscoguttatus (brown-marbled grouper), 1706 nucleotides long. RefSeq names its product protein phosphatase 1, regulatory subunit 3B (gene ppp1r3b). Gene Ontology annotation, molecular function: glycogen binding; protein phosphatase 1 binding. Gene Ontology annotation, cellular component: protein phosphatase type 1 complex. The transcript has 2 exons. The record is from RefSeq and is a predicted model, not a curated record. Gene Ontology annotation, biological process: regulation of glycogen biosynthetic process. The coding region runs from base 442 to 1293 and encodes 283 amino acids. NCBI's taxonomy places the organism in Eukaryota, Metazoa, Chordata, Actinopteri, Perciformes, Serranidae.